AUGAAUAAAAAUAAAAUUAAAUUAAAAAUAAAUAUAUUACCAAAACUGAUAUUAAGUGUAGUAUUAUUAGGUUUAUUGGCAACUUUUAUUACAAUAGAGCCGGUAAAAGUUUUAGAAUUAACCACAAAAACAUAUAAAUCAAAAUAUUUAAAGAAUUACGGAGAAAUUAAAGAAUCAAGAAAAUAUCAAACAAACCGAUACGAAUUUUCAUUUGAAUAUGUAGAUAUUUUAGAUCUAUCACAUCAGAAUGAAAAUGGUACCAUCAACAUAAAUAGAAUUCAUUAUGAAGAAAACUCUUCACUCUAUAGUUUUUUUAAUAGAUUUUCAAUUUAUUAUAAAAUAUAUUUAACAUUUAUAGUAAUGUUAUUUAUAAGUGUAUUGGUUUCUUUCUUUUUCCCAUAUAGCAAUAAUAUAUUCAAAGAUUCGAUUACCAGAAGGUUUAGAAAAAUUGUAUUAUUUACAAGUUUCUUUUUAUUUUAUAUACCCCUCUUUGUUACAAUGAUAUUAUUAUUAUCAUUAGAUUUCAAAAAUGCAGUACUUCAAGAUUCUAAAGAAAAUACAAAAUUAAAUAAAAUUUGUUUUAAUAAAGAUGGUGAGCCAUUUGGUUUUUGUAAAAGUUUGGGUUUAAGUGAUUAUAGAAAUCAUUUAACAUUAGACCAAUUAAAUCAAGAAACUAUAAUUAAUAAUUCAACAAUGAAUGGUUGGGCAAUGUUUAUAACAUUUGGGUUUUUAAUUUAUAUUGUAUUUUAUAAUACAAUUAAAGGCCACAAAUUCAAAAAAAAUAAAGAAAAUGAACCACCAAGUUUAAAUGAAAUGAUUGAUCUUCAAAUUUCAAAAAACUCAUUAGGUGAACCAUCAUCAUCAAAGAAAUCAUUUGAAAACCAAAGUUUAGAUUCUCUAGAGAAUACCUCAUCAAGUACACAGUCAAUGUCCCCUUUAAAUAAUUCUAAUAGUAGUAGUAUUAAUAAUAGCAAUAGUAAAAUUACAACAAAUAAAGAUUAA
This is a messenger RNA of Dictyostelium purpureum, 1002 nucleotides long. RefSeq lists its product as uncharacterized. The transcript has 2 exons. NCBI's taxonomy places the organism in Eukaryota, Evosea, Eumycetozoa, Dictyosteliales, Dictyosteliaceae. The record is from RefSeq and is a predicted model, not a curated record. Bases 1 to 1002 code for a protein of 333 amino acids.